This is a messenger RNA of Striga asiatica, 2280 nucleotides long. The record is from the annotation of a GenBank genome assembly. NCBI's taxonomy places the organism in Eukaryota, Viridiplantae, Streptophyta, Magnoliopsida, Lamiales, Orobanchaceae.
CAAAGUUUCAAAGUUCAAACUGUACUUAUCCGGUUAUCCCUUUCUUUGCUCGUAUGCAAUCUCUUGUAAGCAAAGCAUAUUUUGGUUGGCCCACUAUUCCGAUUUACUGAAAUAGUCAAUAUUACAAACACGCACACCAAAAUUCGCACACACGUGACGGAAAAUAUAACAGUAAUCUCUCUCUGUUACUCUUUCCUUGGUUUACGCUUUUGAAAGCUCCAUCCACUAAUUUCCCGUUACAGCUUGUUUUCCUUGGUAAAUUAAAGCAGCCUGCAGCUUAACCUCUCAUUACCACAUUAUCGCUCUACAUCAUAACCUUCAUUCUCUCUUUUUUUUAAUUUCUUUUUUCUUCUUUGCACUAAAUAAGGGUAGGCAGAUAUUAUUUUCAGUAGGCUUUGUUGAACUUGAAUCACCAUUUUUGUUAGAUGGGUUUUAUGGUUUGCUCAAAGAUGUGGUGGGUGUGGGUUUGGGUAUUGGUCGGCUGUGUUUGUGGUGCGAAUGAGAGUGUUAAUGGCGGCAGCUUUAUACUGAUAAAGGGGAGCCGCCCAAUCGCAAAGACGGAUGAGGAUUUCGUAUGUGCGACUUUAGAUUGGUGGCCGCCGGAUAAAUGCGACUAUGGCACUUGCAGCUGGGGACUAGCUUCUUUGCUCAAUUUGGACCUUAACAAUGUCCUUUUCUUAAAUGCGGUCAAAGCUUUUUCGCCAUUGAAGAUCAGAUUGGGUGGCACUUUGCAAGACAAAGUCAUUUAUCAGACUAAAGACCAACAUCAACCAUGCCUACCAUUCUCCAAAAGGCCGUCCGAGAUGUUUGGUUUCUCUCAAGGAUGCCUGCCAUUGGCUAGAUGGGACGAGCUCAAUUCAUUCUUCAACAAAUCUGGGGCUCUCGUUAUUUUCGGAUUAAAUGCUCUUCAUGGAAAAUCAAUUCAUGGGAAUACUGCAACGGGCCCCUGGGAUUCCUCCAAUGCUGCAUCUCUAAUUCGUUAUACAGUAGAAAAGGGCUACAAAGUCUACGGUUGGGAACUGGGGAAUGAAUUGAGUGGAAGUGGGGUAGGAGUAGGAAUUGCUGUUGAUCCAUAUGCAUCAGACACAAUUACUCUACACAAUUUGGUGCAAGAUAUCUAUAAAAAUAUUACAAACAGACCUCAGAUCAUAGCACCAGGAGGAUUCUUUGACGCUGCCUGGUUCAAGCAAUUCUUAGCUAAAACUGUGGGGUCACUGAAUGUGAUAACCCACCAUAUUUAUAAUCUCGGCCCAGGAAGUGAUGAGCAUCUUAUAGAUAGAAUUCUAAACCCAACCAUUCUCGAUAAUGGAGCUGACCUGUUCAGAAAUGUCCAUGACAUUGUAAGAACUUCGAAAAACUCGGCAGUUGCUUGGGUUGGGGAAGCCGGUGGAGCUUACAAUAGCGGCCGCAAUAAUGUUACAAAUGCAUUUGUGUUUAGUUUCUGGUAUUUGGAUCAGCUAGGGUUGGCGUCUAUAUAUGACACAAAGACAUAUUGCAGACAGUCAUUAAUUGGUGGUAACUAUGGUUUACUUGACACCGCAACAUUUGUUCCAAAUCCAGAUUACUACAGGUUAAUGGGAGAAUAUGUUCUAUCGACCAACUUUACAGGGACUAAAAUGAUCCGUACUUACGCUCAUUGUGCAAAGCACUCUCAAGGCAUCACCAUAUUACUAAUAAACAUAGACGGCAAAACGACGGUCCAUGCAAGAAUUGACUUUUAUGGCAUAAAACCAUACAAACACGGUCAUCACCAUCAUCAUCAUCAUCAUCUUCAUAGGCGUAGAGAAGAAUACCACUUGACCCCAUUAGAUGGCAACAUACAAAGCCGAACUGUGUUGCUUAAUGGGAAGCCACUGACUGUUGGCCCUGCUGGGAUUAUACCUCAUCUGGAGCCUAUAAUGGUGAGUUCGUUAGAGCCUAUCACAGUUUCUCCUUAUUCCAUUGUGUUUGUUCACAUGCCGUAUAUGCGUAUACCAGCAUGUGGGCAACCUUUAGCUUGACAAAUUCAACUUCGGGGAUUGAUUGGAUAAGAAACAAACCUGCAAAGGUUUUUGCAUUUUUUUAGCAUUCUUUUGAGGGGAAAUGAAUGAAGCAAAUUUGUGAUCUUAUGAGUAAUUGAUUUGUCUUUGUGUUUUGAUGAUCACAUCACUUUUGUGUUCCAACUUUGGUCACUAUGUUUAAUAAGCGCGAGUUGUUGAUGGUCUUUGAAUUUCCGCAUGUGUUAUUCUGAAUGAAUGGAAUAGGCAUUUGUAUACAGCCAUAAAACAUGUUCUCAAACCC